UUGAUGGUAUACACGUGAUGGACUCUGUGUCUUUGUUCACGAGAACUUAGCCACGUGCAACAAAUAAGCCUAGUAAAAGAAAAAACGAAACGAGUAUCUUCCUUGGCCUCUCUUUUUUUUUACCAUCAGGUUCAUCACGUUGUUCCCCUGGCAGUACUCCAGUUCCGAAUACCGACCCGAAUAGAAUCCGCUAAGCGCUUCUUGGCGCUAUCGAACUAUCUCCGACAGUUGAUGCCAACUAAUCUUCCUAAGAACAACCAACUCUACCGAGUCGAGCACCAAAAGAUCGAGGAAGAUGGUCGAUUUGAACGUUUCUUGGGGCACAAUCAAGAGCCUCGCGCUCAUCUUCGCCCCGAUUGUCCUCCCACGAAUCCUCAACUUCGUUCGCUAUAUCAAAGUCGCUCUAACGCAGCGGCCAAAUCCUCGACCUCUCACUCUCGCUCCUUCUCGGGCUCUCAACAUUCUCUUUUUCUCGAUCCUUGUCUUCCUCUUCCUUACCCACCCUUCAAGCCCGCUCGCCCCGAGCCCGAGUAUUUUCUCUCUUACGCGCUCCCGAAUUAAUACGCCAGUAGACGCAGUAUUUUCAAGGCUGGCGCGUCUGCGGGAUGGCGGUGUCCUUACGGAGGCGGACAAGCUGCUCAGGUCGAAGCUUGUAUCGAAGGAGGCGCGGAAGAUCUAUUUACGAUACGGCGAGAAAGCACUGACGCAGUGCCAAUUCUGCAAGCUCGACAACCCAAACACCUACGCCCUAUUCUAUUAUCCGCUCAACUCGAUGGUCCUGCACCUCGUCCACAUGGCCGUUGUAGGGAUUGCAACCUCCGCUUCGUUCGCCGGAAGAGACGCAUCUAGGUGGCGCACGAAGUUUACAAUUGCGGGAUUGUUCCUGGCCAUUGCUGAUCUCUAUGUUGUGUUCAUGUAUGACCCCAUCAAAUCCGGCCCUCAAGCCGUGCGGGAUGGAAUCGCGGUUCCGCCCGCUGUCUUUCAGAAGAUGGCUGUGUUGCGGCCGCUGGCGCUUGCCUGCUUUGAUGUUGUCCUGGCGGGUUUCAUCUACGUAACUGCUACAAAUCGAUGGUUCUUUACGCCGCCGAGCCAGGCGGAUGAGGUGGAUAAGAUUGUGUCGGCGUCUUUGGCAUCGCUCACCGGGACAAGCACGAAGUUACAUGUUGCGAGUGUGACAAAGAAUGCGGUGGUUCGAGAUAGAGUGCUGAAGGACCGCGAUGAUUCAUACUGGCAGACGGUAGUUGCGAACGGAGAAGGUGCCCCGGGAGCACCAUCGGGAGUAUGGGAGGAAGAAGAGGUGGUGCGGGCAAUGUCUCGGGCGAUGGCGGGACAGGGAGGAGUUGAUCUGGCCAAGCUGGGAGUCAGUGCAGCGGAGUACGUGAAUGGAGCGACAGCGGGGUUGGAACGGGAGAGCUCAUAGACUACUAGACAGAUAGAACAUGCGAUUUUUUAGGGUACACAUGAGAUAUCCAGCAAGGGUCAGACGACUGAAGAUCGUACAUUAGCUUCCGGACGAAAGGCGUCGUCAUGGCCUCUAGCGAGGGCUUGUGAAGCGGGACAGGAAUGCCAUU
Aspergillus versicolor CBS 583.65 is the source of this 1571-nucleotide messenger RNA. RefSeq lists its product as uncharacterized. The record is from RefSeq and is a predicted model, not a curated record. NCBI's taxonomy places the organism in Eukaryota, Fungi, Ascomycota, Eurotiomycetes, Eurotiales, Aspergillaceae. The transcript has 2 exons. Bases 296 to 1420 code for a protein of 374 amino acids.